Molecule: messenger RNA, 6049 nt
Organism: Tigriopus californicus
Lineage: Eukaryota; Metazoa; Arthropoda; Copepoda; Harpacticoida; Harpacticidae
Gene: cic
Product: protein capicua homolog
Exons: 2
Coding region: 1071-5747 (1558 amino acids)
Biological process (GO): regulation of transcription by RNA polymerase II
Cellular component (GO): nucleus
Molecular function (GO): RNA polymerase II transcription regulatory region sequence-specific DNA binding; DNA-binding transcription factor activity, RNA polymerase II-specific
Source: RefSeq, a predicted model, not a curated record
AGGACAUCAAGAACUGCGUUGGGAGGAGCUGCAGGAGGACAAGGAGGAAGUUUAGAGUCCGAUUUUUUUGAGGCGCAAGAAGUACGUCCGUCCGCACGCACGUAUCUUCCUUCCCUCCUCCGUGUACCCAUCUCCUGGAUGGAUAAAGUUCGGCACGGAUCGUGUUGUUGAGAACAAGCCAAAAACCUGGAGUGCCCGACGAUGAUCAUUGUGCCAGAGGAAAGGGGAAACAUCCCCAAGUGAUGUCUUGCCAGUGUUAUUGAAAAGUAGUCAGGAACUGAAUGGAAAGGUGAUCAUCAUCCUCAACCUUGUCGCCGAUACCGCCACCACCACCAUUUCCAUCGGAGUCGCCGUUGUCCACCGACUCGCCUCCUCAAAAAACAAGUCACUGCCCGAGUCGUGUAUAGUACUUGCCUUCUGGUCAAUCUGAACGUAACGUAGUUUCGUCAGUCAGUCAGUCAGUCACAAAGCGAGUGAAUGAGAGUCUAGACCACGGGCCGGAAAGGAUAUCGCAGGAAAUGUAUUUGCUUCCAAGUGAGUCAUGGAAAAGUUGCAACUCUACGAGUUUGUUGGCAAAUAACCCCUCCGACCCUGGGAGCGUUGCUCUCUUCAAGGACAUGAAGAGCUGUUCUCUCAGUCCUUCAAGUUCCAACAGUUUCCUGGAACCGCUCUAAGCAACAGAUUGUCCAUGAGAGUUAAAAGGGACGCAAUAAUACCACAGAGUGUAGCCCGUGUUGCCAUUUUGGCAAAGAACCUAGAUCGUAAUUUGUGUUUUCUAAGUGCCUCUUCAAAAGAACAAGUGAUGCGUAUUCUGCAAUCUCAGAGCAAGAAUCAAUUGGAGGAAUUCACUCGUAUUUUCUUGGGAAGUCCUUGUUGUUCCUAACGUAGAUUCAUUCACCCGGUUGGGCAAUUGUUGAUCGCAAUUGCCAAAGUCUGACCAUCAACAUACGUACACAGAAGCAGCCGACUUUUAUUGCAUUGGCAUUGGAAGAUGCACGGAACCCAAAUCACCGGGUGGUUCAUAUUUCUCUACAUCAAGACCGAUUGGUGACACAUAAGACAAGAGGGUCAUGUUACCCAAAAAGCGAAAAUUUCUCCCUUCGGAUUAUGGAGACUUCUCUCCUGUUCCGCAAGGAAAUGGUCCAGAUUCUACAAGGUGCCAUGAACGUAAUAGUUCUGUCUCUCUCACCAAGAUAGAACCCGACCAUUUACUAUCAAACCCACGUGCCAUGGUCAAGCAUGAAGAUGCUUUUCCAUCCGAGGGCCAUGCUCACCAUCAGGCCAUGUUCCCAAACAUGCGAGCAGGCCCUCUGGAUCUUGGAGAACAAAGUCCCCAACAAAGUACGGCAGUCGAUCUAUCUACCGGAAAUAGCAAUGGAAAAGGUCUUCAAAUCAAAGAAGAGCCGCGAAUUCGGGCCAUUCCAUCGCCCAUUUUGAAAGGACGGAGCUUAGUUAGCCCGGUAAUAGAAAUCUCCAAGCACCACGUGGUGACCACAAGUGGUUCGGUGCAAAUCCGGAAGUUAUCCCCGACCGAAGAUGCCAAGUUCAGGACGACGGAUCGUAUACCUGGAAAUGAUGUGAAGAAUGAGCAGAAGUUUGAUAUCAACUUAAGCGAUUGGAUUGGCCAUCGCGUGUUGGCUCGGCGAGACCAAUAUUUUUGUCCGGGUGUGAUAAAGAAGGUGUUUGAAGGGUACUCUGUAUCAAUUUUGUUUGACGGUGAAGAUCAGCCACUCAUCUACCAUGAAGUUCUAGCUCAAAGCGAAUACGAUACAAUCAUCAGUGAUGCAGUUCCAAUGUCGCACAAGGUCUUGCCCAAACAUCGGGUGGCGGUCAAAUUGGAAACGGAGGAUAGCAAUUUGUUUCAAGAGGGCGUGGUCCAUGACAUUGCAACCUCACCGCCUCAGUUCCUCAUUAGUAUGGGCGGAGCUGAGGAAAAGACAUGGUUCAAACGUGCUCAUGUGAGACAACUUCUCCCUCCUUGGUGGGAAGAAGUCAGCCAUCCCAACUUUUGCAUAUCUAACGCGACACCCACACCUCUUUACGACCCCGAGGAAAGUGAUGAUGAUCUGAAGAAAGAGGACAUCUCGUUCAUGGGCGAAUCUGGUCCAUUGACUCCUGGUCGAUACAUAUCUCUCACACCGGGAGCCUUGGGAGAAUCGAGCAAUAACAAACGAUCCAGUAGCACCUCACAAGGUCGAGCUAGCACGUCUAGUCUAGAACCCGGGAUGAUGACUGGAGGAAGUAAAGUUCGGUCCACGCCUUCAAGUCCUAGAUCCCUGAAUGCCACACCAAACAAGUACAAGAAGGGUGAUGUCCUGUCCAUGCCCAAUGGAAUUCGGAAGAAGUUCAACGGGAAGCAAUGGCGGCGGUUGUGUUCCAGAGAAACCUGUGCAAAAGAGUCUCAGCGAAGAGGCUACUGUUCAAGACAUCUGAGCCUCAAGGGGAAGUCGUUCCUCAGACACAGUAUGGCUCAUGGCAAUCCCUUCAUCCCAAAGUCCAAUUUGGAAAGUGGCUUGGGCCUUCAAACACCACUCCGAGGCUCAGAUGCAGAUCGAAUGGAAGCAGCCAAUUUAUUAGUGUCUCUAAGCAAUACAUCUCGACCAAACACACCUGGAUUUUCUCCCAUCUUAGCGGGUCAUUGCUCUCCAAGGGUCCUCCAGUCUCCAAAAACCAUUGGAUCACGUCAUAACGUGUUUAUGCCCAUUGUUGCUCAUCCCACUGUAGCGUCAGCUGCAGCCAAUGCUCACCAGGCCCUGAUGGAUGCUCCCAAGAGCAAAUGUGCCAGAGGACUCCACACCUCUGGGUCUCCUAUACCCACGCCAAGAUUCAUAACGAAACCUUUGGCCGGUGUGAUUCGCCCAGAACUCCUCCGACCCUCUGCUUCCUUGGUGCAAGGUUUGCAUUCUAAUCUCUCCACAAGUCAGCCGAAGCUCACAGCAUCUCAACCUUCACAACCUAGUCCAGUGUUUGGUCAGAGUGAUUUCCCUCAUGGGUCAUCUUCAAUUGCAACUAAACGAGUGGAGCAAAUUCCUCCAAACCAACAUCGUCCUCAACAAAUUAUCUAUGUUCCAAAUACGUCGAGUCAGACCAGUGGUGCAAGUAGAUUGAUUGUUCAGGCAGUUUCACAAGGCCUGGGAACCACGGGCACCCAAAUUAUGACCUUGACCAGGUCUUCCGAUGUACAAUCAAGGAUCACACAACAACCUUCAUCCAUGUCAUCACAGCAUGCUUCCCAUCAAACGAUCGCAGUAAUUCCAGUUAAGCAAGGGAACCGAGCAUUAUCUGCUGGAGAGAUGAAGGACAAAGGGAGUGUGCCUUCUCCUGCGGCACUCUAUUAUGUGGUUCCACAUAAGACCACAGUAUUAUCACCCAGUCAAGAGUCUUACGGAAAGGCAACUAUUACUGUUCAAGCCUCAGAGGGCUUGGGAAAAGUUGGAUUGACUGAAAGCUCCGCCACUCGUCCCACCACCAAUCCCAAUCAGCCAGUUAGAACGACUGAGCAACGAGUCCCAUCCUCGGCAACGCUUCACGUGGGGCAAGGUGCCUCAAGGCAACAGGUUGUACUCUUAACCAAUGGCCCCAGCCAAGCAAAUCCUCCCCACUCUUCCUCUUCCACCAGAAGUAUUUCCACCACCACCAUUGCCUCCCAUAUUCACCCAAACCCGUUGCAGCUGUUACCGGUUUUAACCAUGGCCCCGAUAACAGCUCCAUCCAUAACAUCUCCUUCUCAUCCGGCGAGACAAUCAAUGCCCGCGCAGAUGGCUGUCAAGUCGUCCCUCGAAGAGAGAAAGGCCUCGGUUACCGAUCAACCUAAGAAAGCCGAAAAUAAUGGUGUUUCACCUCCACAUGCCGGUCAAGACGAUGCAGUCAAAGUGGUCUAUCCAUGGCAUUCGCUAAUACCAAUUUUGCCUGCAUCGACUUCGAAUGGUAUUACCACCAACAGCAUCACUCGAGUUGGCCCUAGUUCAAGAGGUGGAGAUGGAGGUGAGAACUCAUCUUCUGCGCAGAAGCAAAGCAACGGGCAUCAUCACCCCCCUAGUACAAACAACAACAAUAACACAAACGCUAAUGCUAAUGCUAAUAACAACAACAAUACCGGCGGCCACAAGUCAGAAUCCAAAAAAAAUGGGGAAGGUGAGAGAAAAGAGCCUCAAGACUUGAGUGACUAUUCGUUGACUGACGACGAGGUUUUUGAUGCUCAAGACCACGGUGGAACCAUGGGCAGUGGAGGGAGUGUUAAAAGAAAGGGUAUUCCAAGGAUCAGGCGCCCUAUGAAUGCCUUUAUGAUUUUUAGCAAGCGCCAUCGACCCCUGGUUCACGAAAAACAUCCAAACCAAGAUAAUCGGACCGUGUCCAAGAUUUUAGGUGAAUGGUGGUACUCUUUGGGGGCAGAGGAGAAGCAAAAAUACCACGAUUUGGCCAAUCAAGUCAAAGAGGCUCAUUUCAAGGCUCAUCCCGAGUGGAAAUGGUGUGCAAAAGACCGAAGAAAAUCCUCGACAAGCUCAAUUGGUAGUGUUGGAGGAAAAUUAGAGCCCCUGGAAGAAAAGGAGGACCUUGACGACUUGAAAUGUAAAGAGAAGGUCUCAGACACCGAAACUGAUGUUGAGAGUGAGGCAGAUCUUUUGGAAACGAAGACCUUCCCUCACCAGACUAUGCAACAACCUCAAGGAAAGAAAAGGCCCGCUUUUGACGUGGAGAGAGCCCCAAAUGGAAUCGAUAGACGACUGACCACUGAGGACGGGCCUUUCAAAGUCACAUCGGAGAGCGCAUUCAAGACGGUUCCAAAUUUGGAACACAACCGAGACAAAUCAGGUCAGGUACAGAAGCUACUUAUUUUGCAAUCCCAUAGUACGGGUCUCAAUUCUUCAAAGGACACCACCGCCAUUCAUUAUCUCGUGCCGGUUAUUGCGGGAAAUACGGCGUUGCCGGCCCUAAAUUUGCAAACCGCAUCCAGACCCAUGCUACGGUCUCCAGAGAACUUUGUCUUGGGACCAACACCUGCUCAGUUAAAACAGCCCGAGGAGCCUCAGGAACUUCCCGAGACGCCAACUGAGAAAAAGAGCUUCUUCAAAAAGGCCACCAAGGAGGACGGAAUGGAGGAGGUACUGGAGCAAGUAAAUUUCCAGGAGAAAUUCUCCUCUCUCCCAGAAUUCAAGCCUGGAGAAUCACCAGGGAAGAUGCCGUCACUACCAUCUUCGCCACAAGUAUUCGUUCAAAGCUACCGCAAGAAAACGCGUAUGGCUCCGCCUACCCCGGUGGACACCGAUACAUUGGGCUCAGACGCAGACACGCCCAUCAAGACUGCCACCCCCAAGCCCAUGAGUGGCAAUACGUUCUUUGGACCAGACUUUAACCCGGAGUCGGCCUUGAGAGAGGCUGAUCAAAUCGCCACUCCCUUGGAUUCCGACUUGAUUUCCCCCACCACCCCUGGGAGUCGAGGAGACCGGCCUUCGUCUCUAAAACGCACACUGGACCAUCGGAGACAAUUGGUGAUGCAACUCUUCCACGAUCACGGCCUCUUCCCGUCCAAUCAGGCGACCACUGCCUUCCAAUGCAAGAACCCUUUGGCUUUUCCUUCCAAGCUCUGUCUCCAGCUCAAGAUUCGAGAGGUACGGCAAAAGAUGAUGGCUCAAACCCCUUCUCCAGCCACCACACCCACUUCAACAACGAUCUCUCUUUCUGGAACGACUUUCGAGUUGCCCUACCACAACUCACCUCACAAGGUGGAAGAGAUCAACAAGGCAUAGUCACAAAAGUAUCGCUAGUGUUCCAUUCCGUUUGCAUCUUCUGUAGCAUCGUGAUCGAUCGGUGAACUCAUAGGUUGAACUUCUGGAACAGGCUUGGAACCCAUGACGCCGAGGGAGAAGAUUUUUGCCACGUUCACAAGAACUCAUAAUAUAUGGAUUGGUGCAACAACUGAACUCAUUAUCACGCACGAUGACAAAUCUGAAGUUAAUAUUAUACGUAUUAUGAUUAUCCUGAACAAAAGAACUAUAUAGAGAGAGAAAUUUUGAUUUUCCAAUAAACGCAAAGUUAAGUUUCUUAUGAA